Messenger RNA from Aegilops tauschii subsp. strangulata, 3045 nucleotides. The record is from RefSeq and is a predicted model, not a curated record. NCBI's taxonomy places the organism in Eukaryota, Viridiplantae, Streptophyta, Magnoliopsida, Poales, Poaceae.
UUACUAAUCAACUUCACCCAAGCCCUAAUUGCCGGGGACCUCCUCCUCCAACGCCGCCGCCGCUCUAAUUCCUCCCUCCCUCACUCCAAGCCUCUACUCCAUCACCAGUCUCCCGCCGUCGCCACGCCGCGGUCGAGGGUCUAGUCCGCCUUUCCUGGCGCCGCCGGAGGGUGACGACCGCCGGCGACCGGAACGGACUUCGCUCGAGCUGCAGUCUCCCGCCGUCGCCACGCCGCGGUCGAGGGUCUAGUCCGCCUUUCCUGGCGCCGCCGGAGGGUGACGACCGCCGGCGACCGGAGCGGACUUCGCUCGAGCCGCAGUCUCCCGCCGUCGCCACGCCACGGUCGAGGGUCUAGUCCGCCUUUCCUGGCGCCGCCGGAGGGUGACGACCGCCGGCGACCGGAGCGGACUUCGCUCGAGCCGUACGCCUACGCCGACUCCGGUGGCCACUCCAUUACACAACAUGGAUGCUCACCACGUCAGCAUAGAGGAAAUUGAAGAAUAUUACAUGGUGGUUAGUCAAACAUUCACAAGAGCGAGGAACAAGGUUUCGAGUUCUAUAACAGAUAUGCUAAAGCCAAAGGGUUCAGCGUGAGGAAGGCCAAUGUGAAAAACAAGGGAGGCAUAAGAAUCCAAAGGUUGUACAUGUGCAGCAAAGAAGGAUAUAGGUCCUUGAAAAACUUUGAAAGGUCCAACCGGAAAAGGAAACCAAGGGCACUCUCUCGUUGUGGAUGUGACGCUCAACUGCAAAUCGAGCUCAAUAUGGAAACCCGUGAAUGGUUUGUCAAGGACUUUGUGGACCAACAUAACCAUGAAUUCACUAAGCCUGACCAGACACCUUUCUUAUGGUCUCAUCGUGGACUUAAUGAUCCUCAAAAGGCUGAUGCCAUUGAGUAUGGUAUUGGUGGUCUACGCACACAUCAGAUAAUGGACGUAAUGGAGAAGCAGCAUGGUGGGUAUGACAAAGUCGGUUGUGUGUCUCGGGACCUAUAUAAUUUUAUUGCUGAGUACAAGAAGCAAAGGAUUGAAGGUUUUGACGCCCAAUACAUGCUGAACUAUAUGGCUGCGCAGGAAGAGAGAGAUUCUGAAUUCUUUUACAGGUACAGCACAGACAGCGAAGGCCAUCUGCAGAACCUUUUUUGGUCAGACGCGCAGUCCCGGUUGGACUAUGAUGCCUUUGGUGGUGUUGUUGUGUUUGACAGCACGUACCGUGUAAACAAAUAUAACUUGCCAUUUGUCCCAUUCAUUGGAUUGAACCACCAUCGCAGCACAGUUGUCUUUGGGGUCGGCAUUGUAUCAGACGAGACCGUGGCAUCAUAUAAGUGGCUGCUCCAUUCAUUUUUGGAGGCGAUGCACCAGAACCAUCCCAGGUCCGUGAUCACUGAUGGGGACCAUGCAAUGGCGAGAGCAAUAUUGCAGGUAUGGCCGAACACAGACCAUCGGCUGUGUAGCUGGCACAUCGAACAAAAUAUGGUACGCUACCUUCGGAACCCGAAGCUCAGCGACUUUAGAAAAUUGAUUUACCGUGCUUUCGAGGUUGAUGAGUUUGAGAGAGGUUGGCUCCAGUUCAACAAACACUAUGGGAUAACGGAAAAAGACACGUGGAUCUGCAGGAUGUACGAGCUAAGAAAGAAGUGGUCUGCAGCCUAUACCAAAGGGAGGUACUUCCUGGGCAUGAGAAGUAAUCAAAGGAGCGAAAGUCUAAAUUCUACGCUUCAUGUGCAGCUGGACAGGAGAAUGAGACUUAUUGAUUUGCUGCAACACCAUGAGCAUUGCAUCUCAGUUAUGCGAAGGAAUGAGGCUGCAAUGGAUGCCGUGGCCUCGCAGACGGUGCCCUUCACUGAAUUAACAGCUGACCCACUGGAGAAAAAUGCGUCAUAUAUCUACACCCCUAUAAUGUUCGAGAAGGUUAAGGGGGAGAUCGUGAGGUUAUCAAAAUGGCAAGUCGAGGAGGUGAACAAGGAAGAUAGUUUGACGAGGUUUGCAGUUGUUCAUAAAGAGCGCAGGCAAGUAAGAUUUGAUGUGAGGUGUGUUUAUGUGGGCUCGGUGAUAGCGAGUGUGCACUGCCAAUGCCGGAAGAUGGAGAGUGAGGAUAUUCCAUGCACACAUAUAUUUGCUAUUCUGAAGUGCGUUGGGUUAGACACCAUUCCUAGUUGUUGUGUUGCUAAAAGAUGGACGAUGAAAGCCAAGCCUGCCUUCGAUUCAGACAGGAGUGCCAGUACGCAGCAAUGGUCAGAACGGAUGGAUCGUUUCCAUGAGCUCCGUAACGAUGCAAGUGUUGCUUUUUUUAAGGCUUCGAAAUCCGCAGCGCAAUCAGAGAGGGUGAUGGCAUUUCUCAACAGUAUUAUUGAUGAGGGUGAGAAUGACGAGAAUACUAACAUAGCAUCAUUUGGUCCUUUGCCGGCAUAUUUUUCUGGGGCACGCCAAACCUUCACAACUAAAGUUCUGGAUCCAAUACCAAUUAUUCCAAAAGGUGCUCCAUCGAAGGGCAGGUUGAAGCCAUUCCAGGAGACUAUGAAGAAAAAGAAGCCCAAACAUGACUGCGGGCAAAGUUGGACAGGCGUUAAUUAUGCUGAAGAGCCACACAUCAGUGUUGAAUCAGCUAUCUACUUGUCUAAACUUUUUAAAAGUGUCAGGAUUUUCAAGUGUCUUGAUAACAUGUUUGGUACACUCAUUGGCCUGGUGAAGGAGCUUAAGCCAUUGCUACUAAAACACCAUGCUGAAACCUAUAGUCAGUUUGGCCAUGCAAAUCUGAACAUGCAGGACAUUAUGCAUCAACAGAGAUGUCUGGGUUAUCGUUUUGAAGACUUCAUCUCAGCCUACAAUAAUUCAGGGAAGGAGCAAAAGUCAACCUUCAGUAACCUUUCACCUGAAUUACAGAGUGCUGCUAAGAGCCCCAAGCAUGCAGACAAAAAGUUCACUACGAAAGGAGCUACCAGUAAAGAUGUAAAAGAGGCCGAGGAUGAAUCCCCAAACCUUUUCCACAAAUCUGAGGUAAGCUCACAUACGAAAUUAAUUAUUUGCAAGUCCAGUUGUUUUCUAUAA